Molecule: messenger RNA, 840 nt
Organism: Vigna angularis (adzuki bean)
Lineage: Eukaryota; Viridiplantae; Streptophyta; Magnoliopsida; Fabales; Fabaceae
Product: receptor-like protein 46
Exons: 4
Coding region: 1-840 (279 amino acids)
Molecular function (GO): protein binding
Source: RefSeq, a predicted model, not a curated record
AUGAAUUCGCUUGAGCACCUUGACCUCUCCUAUAAUGAGUUCAAGGGUGAAGAUUUGAAAUCAUUCAUGAAUAUAUGCACCCUACGUUCAUUAUACAUGUUUGGAAACAAUCUGAACGAACACCUUUCGUCAAUUCUUUAUAAUUUCUCUAGUGGUUGUGUUAGAUACUCACUACAAGUGUUGAGUUUGACAUACAACAAAAUCAGAGGCUCCAUACCUGACCUUUCAGCAUUUUCCAAUUUGAAAAUGUUGGAUCUUUCUGACAAUCAAUUGAGUGGGAAGAUACCUGAAGGCACUAGAUUGCCUUCUCAUUUGGAGAAGUUGUUAAUUGGGGUUAACUCUUUAGAAGGUGGCGUUCCAAAAUCAUUUUGGAGCUCAUGUACUUUGAAGUUAUUGGAUUUGUCUUUCAAUAAGUUGAGUGAAGAUCUCACAGUGAUAUUUAAUCAUUUGUCUGGAUGUUCUAGAUACUCAUUGCGAGAAUUAUAUCUCGGUCAAAAUAAAUUCAAUGGCACAGUACCUGAUUUUUUAAUAUUUUCAAAGUUAGAAACAUUGGAUAUAUCAGGAAAUCGAUUGGAUGGAGUUCCAAAAUUACUUCACAAUGAUCUUCGAUUUCCAAGUGAGCUUGAGGCUCUAUCUUUGAUGUCAAACUCUUUGAAAGGUCAUAUUGCCUCAGUUUAUGGUAGAAUCGAAGCAGAAAGGCCUGACUCACCUGCAAAACGCGCCUGCAACACGUCAAGUCAGUCAAGUUCUGGCGAAGAGAAACAACCUCGGGCUGGGUUGAGUGUGGGGAACGAGAGAAUGGGUAAGGUGUCGCCGAAGGAGAAGACUCGGAGGGUUUAG